GACCGGUCAAAUCGUAAGAUUCGCAAAGGCAAACAUUUGAUUUCUGCGCCAAGGCACUGUGUGCGCUGUACGCGGUCUCUGACUGAAAACUGAAAUUAAACCCCAUGAAAUUAGAGACUGAGUGAGAUUGACUGAAAUUCAAUUGUUUGUCUUCGUGCGUGGUUUCAGCCCCAAUUUGUAUUCAGCUUACUUGUCUGGGCUGUUUCCGGGUUCGGCUGCAGCUUAGAUCAAUAUACCCUGGCUUUGAUAUUCGGUUUCGGCCUCGGGGUGUGGUUUGAAAACUUGAAAAGGGCAGGCCAGUGACCACAAGAGAAUUUUGAAUUGAUAGCAACAUGAAGCUAGUCCCGGCAAUGAUUGAGGGUUUGAAGAAUUCAGAGAUCUUCAGUAAGCUUCGCAACGUUUCUGGUGAAGGUUCAACAACGGCUCUGCCCGCUGAUCUACUCGAUAUUUUUGGGCAGUUUUUGUUCUUCUGGGAUUUCAGUGAGCAAGCAGUACAUGCUAUAAAUUUGAACUACGAGAGUUCUGGUCGAACUGAAUCUGAAUACCAGACACUGCUGCUGACCAGCCGGCCGCUGGGCGCCGUCACCCAGCUGCUGGUAUCGCCGGCUGGCCAGCGGCUGGCGCUGAUCGGACCCGGAGGCGUCACCGUGGUGGAACUGCCCGCUCGCUGGGGCAAACAUGGACUGUACGAGGGGGGCAAGCCGCGACUGACCUGCACCUCUCACCAGGUGGCGGAGCGGUUCUUCCUGUGCACCAAGCACGUGCAGGUGACCAAGGUUCGCUGGCACCCCGAGUCAGCCGGCGACUGUCACCUGGUGGUGCUCUGCUCAGACAACUACCUCAGGGUGUACGACGUGUCUUCGGACCUGCAGACUCCCAGUCAGGCGCUGCCUCUGGGCGCCACACACUCGGCCUCUCUUGGAGGACGGCCCGGCUCGUCCUUCGUUCGCUCGCUGGGAGAGGUGGCGGUGUCGUUUGCCUUUGGAAACCGUCCACCGCCGCCACCGCCGCCGGCUGAUGGGCAGGAUCAGCAGAAAGAGGAUUUGCGGGAGCCACUUCCAGUGUACAUACUGCGAGGCAACGGAGACAUAUACAUCACCUGCAUCAACUUGGCAGCUUCCAGGGAGCGUUUCCAGGUGCUGGGUCCGGUGGCGAUGCACCCGGCGGCAGAGGACAACUACGGUACGGACGCCUGUGACCUACUCUGUGUCGGAGGCGGGUCGCCGGCCGUGCUCGUCGUGGCCACGCCAACCCGCCUCUACCACUGCGUCGUACUCGACAGACCCGCCGACGAGGCCGACGAUGGCGUGGCCUCUGAAGCCUCCUGGUCGCGGUACAGCUCGUGUUUGUCGCUCGAGCCGGCCGCCAUAUCGCUGUACGUCUACGAGAGCGUCGAGCCCGACAUGGUGCUGGCGCCGGCUGACGAUGACGACGCGAUGACGUCACCGAUCCGUCUGCACCGCGACCCGGCCUCCGACUGCAGGUAUUUCUGCAGCCACGCGGCCGGAGUCCAUGCUGUCGCCAUGCCGCUGAUCGCUGCCUUGGAGAGGUUUGCCUCGCAGCCCGAGACCAGUGACGAGCCACUGGGCGAGCACCCGUGUAUCGUGGAGCACCUGGUGUCCACCCGACCCGUGAGCUCCGCCCCGGCCUGCCCCGUGAUCGGCCUGUCGGUCAUACCCCACCCGCUGCUGAUGGUGGUUCUACUGGCCACUCACGAGGUGCUGCUGCUGCCGCUGGUGGCCAAGUUCAGGCCGCCGGCGCCGACCCUGGCUGAGGAGGAUGAGAGCGCCGGCUCCGUGGGACCGGCCCAGGAGAGCGAGUCUUUCUCGGCUCACAUCCGCCGCCUCCUGGAGCGCGGAGACAGCGUGCCGGUCCUGCGCGCCGCCGCCGAGCCGGCCUCCAGCGCCGAGCGACUGGAGCUGGCCUCUCGCGCCGCGCACCGGCUGCGCACAGAGUACAUACAGCGCCAGCAGCUGGCGCGCGCAGCUCUCCAGCAGCAGACGGACGCGCUGCGCCGGCUGCAGCAGCAGCAGCUGUCCGAGGCGCAUCAGCUGGAGCAGCAGCAGCAGCGGCUGCACAGCCGGGCGCUGGAGAUCGUGGACCGGUGGCGGCAGCUGGAGGAGAGCCACAGGACUCUGCUGGACCGUGCGGAGACGGUGUUCCGCCGGUGUCAGCAGGGUGUUCCCGUGCUCUCGGACGCCGAGAGGGCCGUCUCGCGCGAGCUGAAAGAGCUCGGCGACAUGUCGGAGCUACAGGCGCGGCUGGACGCCCUCCAGGCCAAGUUCGACUAUCAGAAGAGACAGGUGUCCCUCCAGCAGGUCAACGAGCAGCGGCAGGACCAGCAGCUGGCGGCGCUGUCUUCCGCUCAGCGUACUCUGCUCAAAACCGAGCUGGCCGCUCAGGGUGAUCAGAUCGCCGCACUGGUCCAGACCGUGCUGGCCGCCCGAAAAACGCUCGGUGUGUGACCGGAUCGCACGGGGAUGGACGAAGGAAGGGACGGCGAGGCAGUGGGUGGGUGUGUUGGCCGUUCAGAGGGUCGUCUGGUACCUCAAGCGGCUGUUUCAGAGCGGAGGCUAGCUGGUAGCUCAAGCGGCUUUUCUUGAAGAGAGCGAAGGCUAGCUGUUAUCUCAAACGGCUUUCUGAGGGGGAGAAUAGGUUCGAUCGUGGCCGAAAGGUGCUGGACCGAGAAGGGUGACCAAUCGCCGGCCUUGACCGGUUGACCGCUGGUGGCGGAAGGUGAGCUAUGUACGCAUCAUUCACGCCCGCAUCCCAUCAUAUCGUGGUUUCUCGUGCACCAGGACUGGACGUUGACGAAUUUCUGGGACGAGUCUGAACAGACGUGGAGGUGAAACCGAUGUGAUGGUGUGGGUCGCUCAUUGUCAUAAACAUUGCCAUUUUGGAGCUGUUUGUUACAAAUACAUAGUCCUGCAGAGGAUAA
Amphibalanus amphitrite is the source of this 2938-nucleotide messenger RNA. Its product is annotated as nucleoporin 88-like. The coding region runs from base 333 to 2465 and encodes 710 amino acids. Gene Ontology annotation, biological process: ribosomal small subunit export from nucleus; protein import into nucleus; ribosomal large subunit export from nucleus. The record is from RefSeq and is a predicted model, not a curated record. NCBI's taxonomy places the organism in Eukaryota, Metazoa, Arthropoda, Thecostraca, Balanomorpha, Balanidae. Gene Ontology annotation, molecular function: structural constituent of nuclear pore; protein binding. Gene Ontology annotation, cellular component: nuclear pore. The transcript has 13 exons.